AUGCGCCAAGUAAGAUUAAGCAUCGGAAGAAAAAAUCAUCGUCAAAAAAUGUCGAAGCCUCUAUUCAACCCCCAAACGGCCAACGCCGUGGAGCUCGCUCAGCUCCUCGGCCACGGCCAACUCACCAGCGUCCAGAUUGUCGAGGCCUAUCUCGCCCAAAUCGACCUGCACAACCCGGGCCUCAACGCGCUCAUCUCGCGUUCUCCGCGCGAAAAUGUACUUCGGGCGGCUGAGAGACUAGAUCAAGAGCGCAACAAUGGUAAACUCCGCGGCCCUCUGCACGGCAUUCCCAUUAUUCUCAAGGACUGCUUCACGACGGCCUCGGAUCUGGGCAUGAGCACGACAUGCGGAUCGCUCGCCCUCGUCGGGGCCAAGGCGUCGAAAAACUCGGCCAUUGUCCAGAAGAUGAUUGAUGGCGGCUUGAUUAUCCUGGCCAAGGCCAACAUGACCGAGUUUUGCGGCAUGAAGAUGACUUACAUGAUGCCCGGCUGGUCCGCGCACGGCGGCCAAACACUUUCACCCUACGUUCGCGUGAUAGAAAAGGAUGAAAAGAUCCUAGGGCACUCUGCGCCGGGUGGCUCCUCAACUGGCUCGGCCGUCUCCCUCUCGGCGGGUUUCGCGCCGCUUGCCAUGGGCACCGAGACAAUCGGCUCCAUCAUCACGCCGACGAGCCGCAAUGCCCUGUACGGGCUGAAGCCGACUGUUGGUGCGCAGGACACGACCGGAAUGUACACCAUGACGGAGUUUUACGACAGCCCGGGACCCAUGGCCAAGUCGGCUGCCGACGUCCGGGAACUCGCUGGUCUUUUGCUGGACAAGGUUUUCGAUUCGCCGGAUAUGGGGUCUUGGAAGGAUUUGUCCGUCGGCAUUGUUGACCCGCGUCUUUGGACCAUGGACGAGUCCAUGUGCCGCCAGCAUGACGGCAGCGCAGAGAACAUGGUCGAAGAGUACGAAAGCAUGGUAGAGACGCUGCGAAAAAGUGGAUGUUCCCUGCAGUACCCCUUUGCUGUACCGGAUCUUACUGGAUAUCCCGACACUAUUUCUCUUGCCCACUGGGAUUUUAAAAACGUAUGCAUGCCAGAGUUUCUCAAGGUAUUCGACGAGUGCCCAGUGUCCAGCGUUGAAGACAUUGUCAAGUUCAACGAAGAGAACAAAGAGCGAGCCAUGCCUGAGCCAUACACGGAGCAAAACGACCUCAUCAAGGCAAUGAACAGCAACGAUCCGCCCGAGGCCGUGGACGAAAUCAAGAAGACGCUCCGCGGCAAGGCCAGGACCGUCCUCGACACGGCCUUUGACGAGGCCGAGGUGAAUCUGCUGGUGGGCACGUGCGACUCGGCGUUUUGCGUGCACGCCGCGGCGGCUGGCUACCCAGUCGCCGCGGUGCCGCUCUCGACGCUCAAGUAUAACGGCCGCCCGUUUGGGCUGUGCGUGAUUGCGCGGGCGGACGGGGAGGAGGCGCUGCUGCGGUUCAUGGCGGCGUACGAGGCGGCGAUGCCGUCGAGGACCGUGCCGGUUCUUUAG
Akanthomyces muscarius is the source of this 1521-nucleotide messenger RNA. RefSeq lists its product as uncharacterized. The transcript is spliced from 6 exons. The record is from RefSeq and is a predicted model, not a curated record. NCBI's taxonomy places the organism in Eukaryota, Fungi, Ascomycota, Sordariomycetes, Hypocreales, Cordycipitaceae. The coding region runs from base 1 to 1521 and encodes 506 amino acids.